Molecule: messenger RNA, 1477 nt
Organism: Trichobilharzia szidati
Lineage: Eukaryota; Metazoa; Platyhelminthes; Trematoda; Strigeidida; Schistosomatidae
Source: the annotation of a GenBank genome assembly
CUUGUACAUGGCGUUUAAUUUCUGCCAUCAAAUUGGUUUACACUAGCUCGUGAACGAUAUUGGAUAUUGGACGUAGAAUUUUUGAAACGUACGUAACACUUUGUCGUAAGCUGCAUUACCUAGUUGACAUAAUUCGUUAACUUAAACUGUGCAAAGUUCUGUAAACAUUUCUUGGUUUAUUUCCUUGAUUCUGGUACUGCCUUCAAGUUACCAUUGGAAAGAAUACUCAUCUUUAUAUCUCUCUCCUAAUGUAAACGUAUGUACCUUGAGGACAGUUUGUGGAAACACUUAGUAAAUUCCUUUCAUAUUCAACGCAUCAUGUAGUUACUUAAUACUUUAGUUAACCCAGACUACCGUCCAUAAACUUAUAUGGAUUCACUGUCGCGUUUGAGAUUAGAGACAGCCUUUGUAGCCGUAGUUACAGAUAGAGGAUUUAUGUCUACACCCCAUUCAGAUAUGAAGUAAGCGUGUUUCCCAUAUUGCCGUCGUAACAACAACUGCUGCUUCCAUUGCUCAUACUGUUGCCAUUAUUAACAGUAAUAAUACCACAUCUAUUACUGUGAGGCGACGGAAUAGAAAUUUCAAGUAUUUCCUCUGUAUGGGUUCGAAAUCAAAAAACAAGGGAUGCAGUAAAAAGAACAGAAAGAAUGAUUCACAUUCAGAAAGUCAACAACUAGAUCGUAUAGCUAAAGUUUGCUGCAAAGGCAAUAAUGAAGGUGAUUAUUAUUUGAAAAAUGACCCAUCAGCGCCUGAAUUCCGUGAACAAUUGAAUAAGCUUGGUUUAGAUUUUCGUGAAGUGCCAUCAGAUGGGAAUUGUUUAUUUUCAUCAUUAUCUGAUCAAUUGUAUGGGACAAUAGCCAAUCAUAAACAGGUUCGUGAGCAAGCUGUCCUCUACAUUGAAACACAUAAAGAAGAAUUUGAACCAUUCUUUGAUGUAAAAGAUAGACUUAAUAACCUUCGAUCACUUGGAACCUAUGGUGGGCAUGAGUGCAUCAUUGCUAUAUCACGUUAUUUUUCUGUUUACAUUAUUAUACAUCAGUUGAAACAAAAGCCUUGGCUAGCCGGUAUUCCAGCCAUUGAUAUACCAAAUGUGGGCGUUCCAACCUAUCCUCAACUCCAUCUAGCUUAUCAUAAUGGAGAACAUUAUUCAAGUGUACGUGUUUUUGGAGAUACUUCUACCAACCCAACAAGAAUAAAAAUUUGUCUUUCAGUUGAAAAUUCUUCUUCUACAUGUAAUAAGAAGUGUGUAGAUUAUUCUUCUGAUGAUGCGUGCAGUGACGACAAGGCAUCUGUCAAUUCAUCCAGAAAUCAUGUAACACAAUCUGAUAAAUUCAACAACUGUAACACAGAUUUUUUUCAAACUUUCCCGUUUAACAGAAAGUUAAGUAAGAAAGAUAAACGUCAACGUAAAAGAAGAUCUCUUGAAAUGGCUAAUUCUGAUUUUGUUGUAAAAUCAAUUUCUGCGCUACAUAUAUAA